GUUUCAUUGGCAAAAUCAACAAAAACUACAUUCACCGGUUAUGGCAUCGGCAGCGCCAAUAUGGAUGGCGACAUAGUACAAUAUGACAUACCGAAAAAUUCAUAUAAACGUGCAAAUUCGGAUAUCAAUUACGAGAGCUCCGUGCUGGGAUCCGGUGGUAUUAUGUAUAUAAAUGGUAGAAUAGUUUCUGGUCCCUUAGAAUCUUUGAUAGAAGUUUUAGUGCCAAAAAAUCGCAUAGAUUUCGAUAAGGAAUUUAUUUUCUCAUUUUUAUUAUCGUCGCGUUUAUUUUUACGACCUCAUGAGCUGCUUGGCAAACUAUUAUCCUCGGUACCUGAUAGCGAAUCGUUAGAAUCAUUAGUCGCAUUAUUGGCCGAAUGGACGCACAAGUUUCCCUAUGACUAUCGCGAUGAGCGAAUGAUGGGCCAUGUUAAACAUAUCGUUGCCAGAUGUUCCAAUACAAAUCUAGAAGGUGUAGUUUCCGAAAUACUCAGUGCCUUGUUGAAACAAUUGACUGAUUUGGAGAGACAUGAAGAAGAUCUACGCGCUUGUCAAAGCACAAAUGAGAAGUCCGAACUUAGCAAAUUAGACUGCCCGACUGCGUCACAAUAUGCACAAAUACUUUGCCGACUGGAAAAGAAACUGGCGAAGCAGAUUGGACCAGAAGAAUUUCUACAAUGUAGUAGUAAUGUGCUGCUGGACAAACAGAAAAAAUGGGACCAACCGAGCACGUCAGGCGGUCCACCCGGUGUGCAAGAUCCGAAGAAAACGUGCAAUUUGGAAACGUAUCUGGACUGGUCGGCACGUCUGCGCCUAUUCGUAUGCAAUGAAAUAUUACAGUGCAUCGGCAUACGCGAUCGCAGUAAAACAGUGGAAUUAUGGAGUGGCGUCGCACAAUAUUGCCUGCUUGUCGGUAAUUACAACAGUGCCACAGCAAUACUCGAAUCACUGGAAUCGCCACCAGUAGCGAGACUAAAAAUAACGUGGAGCAAAUUGCAAAUGACGUGUCAGCAAUUGGAUUGCAUGCAACGACAUGCUGAAGGACAUGGCGAUUUGUGGCACAAGCAAGCCAGCAUUUUGAAUGAGACUCAUCAAAAGACUGAUACAACAGCUGCGGUCUGUCGGACAGCUUAUGCAGGAGGGGCAGUAGUGGUGGCGGCAACAGCGGCGGCAACUGCGACAAUAGACAUCGCACCGGACACCUUGACACCCGAUUCCUUAAUAAAUGGUACACCAGUGGCGGUAACGGAGGUGCUAGCCGCACCUACAACAGUUAACGCUGAUAUUGCCUGCUCGACUGGCGAUUCAAUUGUAGCAGCUGUUGGUGGUUGUGUACUCGGUGCACCGAUGUUAACUGUAACAGGUGGCAGUGGUGGUGGUGGUGGUGAUGGCAUGCAGGUAGAAAUUGCAGCGACUUCCGCUCUAUGUGCAAAUCGAAGCCAAGUAGCUAAGGCAGCAACGGAAAUGAAAGCAACCACAACAUGCAAUGGCAGUGGCAACAACACUAACAACAACAGCAGCAGCAGCAGCAACAAUAGUACAACCAGCAGCAAUAGUAGUCAUGCAAUAGGUGCGAGUAGAAAAAUAAUUAAAACGGCAACAACACUAACAACUACUAGACCAACGGGAAUUCGUGGUGAAGCUGCACAUGCAACUGGAACUGGAACUACGACUACAGCUACAACUACUACAGCAACAACUAGUGCAACAGCGACGAAACCAAAUGAUUGGGUUGUGAUUCCGGUAUUUGCGGAUAUUGUUAAAUUGGCACUGGCCGGACGCGAGGAAUGCCUUCAGCGUUUGCCAAACGGUCACAUCAAUAUUAUGGCCUUCGAUCGAAUGGCGGCCAUUGUUGGCGCCUUCACCAAGCACAUGCAUGCCGUUAAGUCGCCGCACGAAGCACCACCUGGCGAAUAUAAGACAUUCUGCCAGCACAUGCAGCGCUCGUCGAAAUUGAGCGAAACGGAACUUAUGAUGGCAUCAUUCGACUGCGAGGAGCCAAACAAUGCAGAAAAGCUUAUGUAUGAUUUAAACUAGGAACGCACAAAAUGUUAAAGUGGAAUAAGGCAACAACUUUCGUUGCAUAAUAAUUACUUCUUUUUUUUGUAUAUAUGUAAAUAUGUAUGUAAAACAUCAAACAUAACGCUACCUAAAUGUGAAAAGGUGCUAAGUUCAUUUUUCUUCAAAAUUUAGAUUUGAU
This is a messenger RNA of Rhagoletis zephyria (snowberry fruit fly), 2197 nucleotides long. RefSeq names its product ras-GEF domain-containing family member 1B. The record is from RefSeq and is a predicted model, not a curated record. Gene Ontology annotation, molecular function: guanyl-nucleotide exchange factor activity. Gene Ontology annotation, biological process: Ras protein signal transduction. Lineage: Eukaryota; Metazoa; Arthropoda; Insecta; Diptera; Tephritidae. Gene Ontology annotation, cellular component: plasma membrane.